AUGGCAUCUCCAUUCUUCUUCAUCAACAAGAAAUCUGGAGAUCUCCGACCAUGCCAGGACUACAGGAAACUCAAUGACGCCACUAUAUCAAGAGUAGAAGAUCUUUUAGAUCGCAUUGCUACCACCAAGCCAACAAUAUUCACCAAACUUGACUUGUGCGCAGGAUACAACAAUGUGCACAUCAAAGAAGGUAAUGAAUGGAAGGGAGCAUUUAUCACACCAAGAGGAUUAUUCGAACCAACUGUCAUGUUCUUCAGAAUGACAAACUCACCAGCCACAUUUCAAGCCAUGAUGGAUGGCAUCUUUGCAGAUCUACUACUAGAAGGAUGGCUAGUAAUCUAUAUUGAUGACAUCCUCAUCUACUCUACCAAUUACUCGGAACACCGGCAACGCGUUCAAUUAAUCCUUCAGUGGUUAAAAGAUUCAGAUCUCUUCCUCAAACCUGAGAAAUGCUUCUUUGACGUAUCAGAAGUGGAAUUCCUAGGAUUCAUUCUCCGACUGGGACAGAUAGGAAUGGCAGAAGAUAAAGAUUUGCCAACUUCUAUCGUCAAUUCAUCCCAGGGUACUCCAGAGUAG
This is a messenger RNA of Fibroporia radiculosa, 576 nucleotides long. RefSeq lists its product as uncharacterized. The transcript is spliced from 2 exons. Lineage: Eukaryota; Fungi; Basidiomycota; Agaricomycetes; Polyporales; Fibroporiaceae. Bases 1 to 576 code for a protein of 191 amino acids. The record is from RefSeq and is a predicted model, not a curated record.